AAUAAGUGGUAGCGGUUCCUCACUACAAACCCUGGAACAGCAGAGAAACGAUGUUAUGAAGAGAGUCGUAGCCAAUGCCAUGAAUAAACCAGGUGCUAAGCUCAGGUUAUCUCAGGUGAUGCCAAUCCUACGCACGAUGUCAGGUCCUCAGCGAUUGGCCCUUGCCGCCCUAGUCUCAGCCCAGGUGAUGGCCUCCCCCAGGGAGCCCCUCCCUCCGCCUCAUGACCCUGCGCACAAUGUGACGUCACAGCUGAUGCUGCCCAUCAGUCAGGACAUUGCCACCAUGUUCAGGGGGUUGGGGCGGGAAGAAGGGGUGAGCAGGAGGGGUGAUCAACAGGUCCAGCAGAGAAGUCGUCAGUCCUACAAUGCCUUUAGCAACAAUGUUGUGCCCAACAGAAGGGAGGGACAUGUUCCAAACGAGAUCCUAGCACCUCCGCCACCACCCCGGCACCCACCUUCAAGGUCACAGGUUCUGCAGCGACAAGGUCAAGGUCACGAUCAAGGACAAGGUCAAUCGGCUCCCUUUAAUGGCGGCGAACCAACCACUGACGACUGCGAGUUCUUCACUUCAAGUCUGUGUCUGGAAGACACCAACUAUCCCAAGAGUGACAUUCUGAAAUCAUUGAGAAACUCCCAAAACAAGGAGGCUUUUAGUUCUCUACUACAAGAUGCAAAAUAUGAGAUCAAGGAUUUGGACCCCUCAGUCAACGAUCACAUUGAAAGGAGACAAGGUGACACCUCAAUGAUUGACAACAGCAAGAUGUGUGCUUCACGGGUGGAAAUGGCCAAGCCGAAAAGGGCGCGCACAACCAUGGGAAACUGGAAGUACAUUGUCAACACUGGAGACUACUCCCAAUCUCUCAGGCUGGAGAUGUGUUUGAGACCUCAGGCUUCCUGUUCAUACAUUGCUCCAGGAGUCAGAUCUGAAUGUAUGCAGGUCUAUAACUACCACCGACUUUUAACGUGGGACCAGAGUACUGGACUAGCUAUGGAUAUGUUCAAGGUACCGACAUGCUGUUCAUGUCACAUUCAAAACGGGUUCAUGGCGGGGCAAUCACCCCGACCCCCCAUGCCUAGCGGCCUCCCCACCCUGUUCCCUGAUUCAGGACCUGAAAGCAACUUUAUCACCUCAGAACUCAUGUCACAGGCUAUGCAGAGAUUACCGCCUGGGAUGUUGCAGGGCAUGCGCAUGCGAGGAGACAUGCUCGGUCACCACAACAUCCCGAAACGGGAGUCGAAUUCGGGGGGCGCCGGUGCCCCCAGGCGACCCCCCCAGGGCACUGUGAUCCACAGGGGACCCCCUCUGCCUCUCCAGGACGAGGCACCCCCCGAGGCUCCACCUCGUUACCCUCCUUACCACAACAAUGUGAGACGGACUUCGCUGAGGAACCAUUCUUCCGACCAGGACAGGCAGAAAAUACGUGGCAGUAUACCAUUGACUCCAAACCAGCGGCAUCCUGAUUUGCCAGCUGAUAAUAUGAUAUCAUCAGUGACGUCACAACAACAUUUGUCACCAGUGACGUCACACCAGCUAGCGGCAGUGACGUCACAACAACAACACCCAUCCCAAAUGACCUCACACUUAUCAUCGGUGACGUCACAACAUCACCCACCACAUUUCUCAUCAGUGACGUCACAACAUCACCCAUCACAAAAUGACGUCAAGGUUACCAGUGACGUCACCACGAUCGCCAGUGACGUCACUAACACCGGUGACGUCACCAGUGACAACGCUAGUGACUGUGGCACCUUCACGUCGCAUAAACUACAGCUAUCACCCGAUAAUUGACUUCUUUAAAACUGCUACGUCAGCAGUUAGCAACGAGGAAGAGCGUAGUAUGGAUAGGGCAGACUGGAGGCCGGUUACUGAGGCGUUGUUACUCCAUAGUAAGAGACAGAAGCUGAAAGAAUGAGAGAGAGUGAGUCGAGAAAAUAAGGAUGAAGUGGAAUCACAAGGAGGAUUUGAUGAAUGGAAAGAUGCGUACAGUCUUAUGCGCCACGAACACGCGGAUUUCUCUUUCCAUCAGCUGAUGGAAAUAUAUCUGUAUUCGUACAGGAACAGUAAGAGCCAGACCAUAUAAGGCGUUUUUUCAGGCGCCUAUCCAAUCAUUUGUCAAUCGGAAAGCUUUGUACCCUGCCGACUCUCAAACGCCAUCUGAUAACGCCUGCAAGAAAAAACUCAGGCCCGGUUUCACAAAAGCCGGUUAAAUUUUAACCGUGAUUAAUUUCAUGAGAGCCAGUCAGAGAAGGGCUUCUAGAUAAGACGGCUCCUCUGAUUCAUUCUCGUCGAAUCAAUCACGAUUAAAACUCAACCGGCUUUUGUGCAACCGGCACUCAAUAUGGUUUGGCUCUAAGGUGAAAAUAUAAUGAGCAUUAGUUGAUGAAACGUGAAAUGAGCGUGUUCGUGACGCAUAAGUCUGUACGCCCCUAAAGAAAGUGAUGAUAAGAGAUUCAUGAUAGAAUUGGCGAGAAUGAAGAAUAACUGAAAUAAGAGAAAAUGAAGUUGAAACAACAAGUAAUAUUAUUAGAAGGAUUACUUUAUACUUUGAAAAAGCAAGUAGAUACUUGAACCACUACCUCCGUAAACAAAGCCAUAGUACAUUCUGGUGACGUCAGCAUAGGUAGGGCUCCUACACCAAUAAAAACACUAGCUGAUAUCGAUCAGCUAAAAAAUCAACGAAUUUUUAUUGGUCUAGGAGCCCUAUCUGUGCUGACGUCACACGAAUGCACUAAUGAUUUGUUUAUGGAGAAGUGCUUGAACCAAAUCUGUUCAGCCAAAUUGUGGGAGAUUUCAAUCUUACCAUACAAGCCCAUAUACUAUAGAUAUAUUUAAUAUUUGACAAUACAGUCAAUUUUGAAUAUUGUUGUCAACUAUGAUAACAUAGUUGUUGUCAAUUUGAAUAUCUCCAGUCUGCUCAAUUCACCCGGAAGAAAAAAA
Molecule: messenger RNA, 2938 nt
Organism: Nilaparvata lugens (brown planthopper)
Lineage: Eukaryota; Metazoa; Arthropoda; Insecta; Hemiptera; Delphacidae
Biological process (GO): regulation of Toll signaling pathway; central nervous system formation; innate immune response
Cellular component (GO): extracellular region
Molecular function (GO): Toll binding; growth factor activity
Source: RefSeq, a predicted model, not a curated record